UCUGUUUAUCGGUACAACUCGCGUUUUCAGGUGAUGUCUUGUAGUAGUGCUGUUUUGUGGUUUACCAUAAUUUUGACCGCUUCUAAGGAUUAUGUAUGUCGAUUGGGUUGAACGUGAUAUAGUAUGAGCUAAAGGGUCAUUUGUGAGAGUCAAUUUGAAUAUAUUAACCAAGGUGAAAUAAGAAAACUAGCACUUGGGAGGAAUUGAGAGUAUUUUGUGGCUUGUGAAGUGGGCCAUACAUGGAAAUGAUGAUUAUGAUCGGUAUAUCCUGUGUACUAGCGAUUGACGUCCUGGAUUUUGUUUACCGGAAAAGAGUGUAAUCGAGAAGUGGUAUGCAUUGAUUGAGUCGAUAUCGGUGGAUGAAGCGAAUACUUGAAUGAUAAGUUUUUCAGCGCCUAACGCUGAAGUGAAACAAGGGAUAAACCUGAAAACAAAAACCUCAAAGGAUAUUGAAUAUUGAUUUUACUCGUGGAUACUAAUCUCUGGAUUAAUCUAUUCGGAUACAUGCAGAAAACAGACAUUAAUUGAUCAGCGGAAGGAAGCUCAAAUGUUGUAUAAUUUCUUAUCGAUGUUGGUGGUUCCAGAUCAGGAUUGGGUAGCGAUAUUAUAAUUCAUGAGAUGCCGGCAAAGCGACUGUGGAAGUGAUAGAGGGAUAAUACACAAUUUGAAAUUUCCUUGUAACAUGCUCCGCCAUAUCCUUGGUGUCGUAUUUUGAUAACCACAGUUUAAACGAUGUUUUUGAGUUACUGGUAAGAUCCGAGAAGCUGCAGGCGUUCAAAAGAAAUCACCGAUAGCACCCAAAGAACCAACUAUAGUGUAAGAGUGACUUGGGAAAAAAACACGAGUAAACUUGUCAAGCGGAAGUGUGAGAAAAUUUAAGCACGUUUAGGAUACUUUCCAGCAUCCAUAUCGUACAUCAUAUUGUGGUGCCUGUUGUUGUUCAGUUUGAGUGAUUGCCUUCACAGAGCUCUAGUGCGAGUGCCGCGAGAUUGUCUACAUCGAUAUUUUUACCCUCGCGAUUUUCCGGUAUAACAUUUGGUCGUCUGGUUGUGAGGAAAGUGAAGGUGCUUCUGACAUGAUCAAAAUUUUACAGGCAUAAGCAAAAGUAAAUUUAUCAUCAGCAACAGGAGUGUGUUAUUGCUAGUAUAGUCGGUGGAAAACGACGAUGCGAAAAAUGUCGUAAAUUGAAUUUCCUUCAAUUUGAUUCUUUCGCUCUUUUCGAAAACCGCCCUUCUUGUUAUCGACGUGUGAUUUGCGCCACCAUCAUUUCUUCGAAUCAACACUUUCUGGAGAAUCCGGCGCUCUAUCUUGAUUGUGGAAGAAAGUCAGUAAAAAUGAUACUGGUUCAAGAUAAAGCCCAACCGGUGCCAUCGGUGUUCCGGCGGUGAAACUCCGAGCAGCAGCAGCAAAACUUGGUACAACACCCAACGUACAAUGCCAGGAGCAGUAGCUAGUAGUACCGAGACUAUGGCCACAGUCACGUAAUAUUGAAAAUUAUGGCAGAGAAGGAAGCGAUUCGCUAUCGGUAUGACUCGUACACGCCGCUCAUGAAACAAUCAUCAAAUAAUGGAAUGAGCACGCUACAGCGAAGUGAGAUGAGCACUGCUCUUAAAAAUGGAACCCAAACGUCAACAACGAUUGCGAUAAGCGCCAAGAAAGCUCCUUCAAAAUCUGGAUGUUGUUCAUGUCAGAACCAAAAAUCCUCAGCAUUCUGGGCGGCCUUGCUUACAAAUUUGGGAAUUUGUACUUUGCUGUUCGGAUAUACUCUGUUGGGGUCAUUCAUCUUCCUGGCGAUAGAAGGUGGUGCCUCUCAGAUGCAGCAGCGAAUGUUGGCUUCCACCAAUCGCCAGCUGAAGCCAUUAUCAGCACGUAGCGACAGCAAUCUUACUCUUUCCCAGCAAUUGCUGCACGAAGCCCUGGAAGCCAGACAAAGAACCGUUGAGAACAUUUGGGAUAUUACAGUAUCGCUAAACAUUCUGUACCGUGAAAAUUGGACCAGGCUCGCAUCGUUGGAGAUUGCCCGCUUUCAGGAGCAAUUAAUCAAGCGGCUAACGGAGGAGAUGGCAUCCCAAUUGGACAACAUGUCACCGGCAGCCAGCGCCGUGAUGGUACCGCAACCAUUAUUGUACGACUAUGAGUGGACGUUUUCCAGGAGUUUCUUCUACUCCCUCACGGUGCUCAGCACAAUCGUCCCUCAUUUCCUGCGAGAAUUAACUUCCGCCAUACCACCAACAGCAGCAGCAGCAUCAGCGAGAAUUCUAUCCUUCGGAUCUAGUGUGCGUAGUGGAAGAAUUUGGAAGAAUUCGGUGGUAGUUCGGUUCCGGUAUCCCGGUUCCCCGUUCCGUACCGUCCAGAUAAGUCUGGCGGUAACCCGUGAGGUGCUGUCGCAAUCAUCGUUACAUCAGAUUCGACAGUCUGUGCCCCGAUUCUUCCCGCCCGUUCCGAGGAGCGUCACGUUGCUUUCCAACGCUCCGUCGGAUAAAAUUGUCUCGACCGCACCCGCUGGAAUUGCCCUAAAGCGGAUCCGAACGACACCCGUGGAAUACAGUCAACGUGGUGAAGUGUCCGGUAAACUUCAAAGGACGACCCACAUCAACGAACCAACGACCAACAUCUCCUUUGGUGAACCGGUUGGUGGUUGCGUACAACAUUUCCUGCAACACCGAUCGAGGUUGGGCCCACUGGGAAAGUAA
Uranotaenia lowii is the source of this 2693-nucleotide messenger RNA. RefSeq lists its product as uncharacterized. Bases 1497 to 2693 code for a protein of 398 amino acids. The transcript has 7 exons. NCBI's taxonomy places the organism in Eukaryota, Metazoa, Arthropoda, Insecta, Diptera, Culicidae. The record is from RefSeq and is a predicted model, not a curated record.